AAAAUGAGCACAAGUCUUUCACACUCCCAUCCCAUUCGACGAUCUUUGACUUUAUUUAUCUCAUCGGGAAAAAAAGUCAAGUUUUGAUUAUCAGCUAGAAUCCAUGGCCGCCGCGGAAGGAGGAGUGAAGGUCCCGAGAAUGAAGCUGGGUUCACAGGGGCUGGAAGUGUCGGCCCAAGGCCUGGGCUGCAUGGGCAUGUCCGCCUUCUACGGCCCGCCCAAGCCGGACGCCGAUAUGAUCCGCCUCAUCCACCACGCCGUCAACUCCGGCGUCACCUUCCUCGACACCUCCGACAUGUAUGGCCCCCACACUAACGAGAUCCUUCUCGGGAAGGCAUUGAAAAGUGGAUUGAGAGAACAGGUUGAGUUGGCUACAAAAUUUGGAAUUAUUUACACUACUGAUGGAAAGAUGGAUACUUGUGGAGAGCCGGCCUAUGUGCGGGCUGCAUGUGAGGCCAGCUUGAAGCGGCUUGACGUCCAUUGCAUUGACCUCUACUAUCAACAUCGUAUUGAUACACGUUUGCCCAUUGAAGUCACCAUGGGAGAACUUAAGAAGCUAGUUGAAGAGGGUAAAAUAAAAUACAUAGGUCUAUCUGAGGCUUCAGCUUCGACUAUAAGAAGAGCACACAAUGUUCAUCCUAUAACAGCAGUGCAGUUGGAAUGGUCUUUAUGGUCAAGAGAUGUUGAGGAAGAUAUAAUUCCUACUUGCAGAGAACUCGGGAUUGGAAUUGUUGCAUACAGUCCUUUGGGACGAGGCUUUUUAUCAUCCGGUCCAAAGCAAUUUGAGGAUUUCCCAGAUGGGGACUUACGAAAGCAUCUACCAAGAUUUCAAGCAGAAAAUAUUGAGCACAACAAAAAGCUGUAUGAAAGGAUUGUUGAAAUUGCUGGAAAGAAAGGAUGCACUCCUGCACAGCUAGCAUUAGCCUGGGUGCACCACCAAGGAGAUGAUGUAUGCCCCAUUCCCGGUACCACUAAGAUUGAGAACUUUAACCAGAACAUUGGUGCAUUGAGUGUGAAGUUAGCAGCAGAAGACAUGAUUGAGCUUGAAAAAAUUGCUUCUGCCGGUGUGAUCAUGGGUGAUAGAUAUACGCCUGAUGUGGCAACAUGGAAACAAUCUGAUACUCCAUCAUUGUCUACAUGGAAAGCUGCAUAGCUGCUUCCAUACUAUGCACUGGUUUCUACUGUUUGCAUUUUAUAAUGUGUGAAAAUAUGUUGGAACCUGCUUUUGAAUAUUUCCUUUUGAGAAUAAGAACCUUUGAGGGGAAAAAUAAUACAAUGUUUUUCAUCUAUUUUAUUCACUAAUGAAAUACUACUCCAGCUAUUUGCUUGUUUGAA
Molecule: messenger RNA, 1335 nt
Organism: Cuscuta epithymum
Lineage: Eukaryota; Viridiplantae; Streptophyta; Magnoliopsida; Solanales; Convolvulaceae
Source: the annotation of a GenBank genome assembly